AGAUGGCUGCGGGGUUAACGGCGGCAGCAGGAGGAGGAGGCGGUGCAGAGAAGCGAAAGAGCCCUUCAGCCUGUGCGCUCGCGCUAUGGCUAGCGGUGGCUUUUGCUCUUGGCCAGUGGACCCAGAUGACACCUUGUUCUUCAGCAGCAAAGAUUGCAGAUGUUGAAGAAGUGUCCUUACCAACAGAACUGUUUGUGGAGUCUGGGACAGAUGCAAAGCUUCCAUGCACAUUCACAUCAUCAGAGGAGAUUAGCACUGCAACAUCUGUUACUUGGAGCUUUCAACCAGAGGGAUCAAAUUCUCGUCCCAUAACAUUUUUCUAUUAUUCAGAUGGGAAAGAAUAUAAUGGAAGGAACACACAAUUCAAUGGCCGAAGCACAUGGGCUGGAGACUUUUACAUGAAAGAUGCAUCCAUCAAGGUAGCAAACAUGCAAGCUAUAGACAAUGGCACUUAUUUCUGUGAUGUUAAGAACCCGCCAGACAUAGUUACUGAGCCAGUGCAAGUUGAAGUUAAAGUUUUGGAGAGAGUGAAAAUGUUGAGCCCUGGAAGAGCAGCAGCAACCCCUGGAAGUACCACAACCACAACCACAACCUCUGGAAACAUUUCACUUAAUGGGGUAUCAUUUUGGCCGCUUGUCCUUCAAUGCUGCUGCAUUUUAGCAUAUUUUCAAAGCUGUUUGUUCUGA
Molecule: messenger RNA, 686 nt
Organism: Rhineura floridana
Lineage: Eukaryota; Metazoa; Chordata; Lepidosauria; Squamata; Rhineuridae
Product: myelin protein zero-like protein 1
Exons: 3
Coding region: 3-686 (227 amino acids)
Cellular component (GO): membrane; cell surface; focal adhesion
Source: RefSeq, a predicted model, not a curated record